Molecule: messenger RNA, 1767 nt
Organism: Vicia villosa (hairy vetch)
Lineage: Eukaryota; Viridiplantae; Streptophyta; Magnoliopsida; Fabales; Fabaceae
Exons: 6
Coding region: 499-1638 (379 amino acids)
Biological process (GO): proteolysis
Molecular function (GO): cysteine-type peptidase activity; deNEDDylase activity
Source: RefSeq, a predicted model, not a curated record
UCUCACAAACGUAAAACCCUCCCAAUCUAAAAACCCUAUCGUUCUUCUUCUUCUCCCAAACCAAAAAUCUAUUGAAUCCACGAACAAACUCUCUCAAUCCACAAACAAACCUUCUGAAUUCGAAGAACCCUAAUUGAACCCCUUGUGAAUCCCUUCUUCGCUUACGAAAUUCCCUCUUCGCUCACGAAAUUUCCUCUUUCGUCUCUCACGAAAAUCUCACGAAAUUCCCUUCAGCCACCGUAACAAAUUCGCUUCUUCUGGGUGUAUAUCUUCUUCUGCCGCCGUAACACAAUCGGUGGAAGCCUCCGACUACGUUCACAGCUGCUCCCUUAAAUCCCUCAGUUUUCACAGCCGCUUGUACUCCCUCCCUUUACAGCCGCAUAAACUCCUUCCGACUACGUUCAUUUUAUUCGGCUGCUCCGUUGACACGCCCUCUGCCAGAUCCUCCCUCAGCCGUUCGUUUCUUCUCAACGUUUGGCCGUCGUUUCGGUUAAUUAGAUGGCUAGUAACGAGGAUCAACGACAUGAUGAUGAUAUUGAUGAUGGAGAUCAUGAGGACAUUGUUGAUCAGGAAGCGGAAAUUAGAAGAGGAAUAACACUUAUGAAGAAAGUCAUUCAGAAAAGAGACCAAUGCAUACUAUUAGAUGCGCAUUGGAGCGAAAGUGGCCUACUAAUUGAGCCUAACGGUUCAAAGAUUACAAGUUUUAUUGGUGCACUCGUAAGGAAUGCAAGUCCAAUUACUUGUGAUGAAUGGAGAGAUAGAAAUUUGAAAGAAGCUAAAGACAAACUUUGGAUGGAGAUACAGAGGAGUUUCAACAACAUGGAGGAUAAUAGAAGAAAACUUUGUCUCAAGUUGGCCGGAAGACUACUAAGAGGGUUUAGGACUUUUUUAACUAGGAGAUAUCUUAGGGAUGCGAAUAAAAAUUUUGUUGAUGCAGAGUAUCUAAAAAGAUAUAAAAGUUUGAUUUCACCUGAAGAAUGGGUAACGUUUAAAGAAAAACGAAAAAACCCAAAAUUUCGGAGUAGAAGUGAAACAAAUCGGCAAAGAGCAUCAGGUCCCCCAUAUCCAUACAGAAAAGGGCAUAUGGGAUAUGGACGCUUGGAACAGUCUAUUUUAACAAGGGAGAGUAGUUCUGAAACAUCUGUUCCACCACAUGUUUUGUGGAAGGAAGCCCGCGUGGGAAAGGAUGGAGUUGUCAAAGAAGAUGUUCAAAAAGUUUUUGAAAAAUGCGAGACUCUAUCUCAGUCUAUAUCUCCAGAUGAAGGCAAUGAUUGCAGGAGCAUACUUAGCCGCGCAUUAAAUGUUCCUGAAUAUUCUGGUCGGGUGAGGGGUAAGGGAUUUGGAAUCACUCCAACAUCCUUGAAGAUGAAAAAACAGAAGGCUCCUAGUAAUAGAGAACUGCAGGAAACCUUGUAUGCACUACAAGCUGAAGUCCGCGAAUUGAAAAGGGAAAAAGAAUUAAGAGAGCAAGCUUCAUGUUGUAAUGCUACUAGUGACAAAGGUAGUAUCGGUUGUAAUUUUCGAACCGAAUCUUCCAGAGGGCAUUUCACCUUGCCAACUCUACAUAUCGUCACCAACUUAUCGGAUGGUUGGCAAGGGAAAAGUGCAUUAUACUUUGGGAGAAUUACUUCACACUAGACCGCUCCCUACUGGCUGUUUAAAAGUAUCAGUUGACAUUGCUGUAGAGAAGGAUGCGUUAUUACCGCAUCCUGACGAUGUUUCGGAUGCCACAUUGGUGGGAGAUGCAAUAGGUUCGUUUGUUGCAUG